UUCGGCACUUGUAUCGGAUCGGUUUGGAUCGGAUCGGUUCUGGCCGGGCCUGGACGCCGUCCGAAUUCGUGGAAGCCGUAAAAAGUCUUCGGGGAGUGGGUCGCCAGCAUCCAACACUCAACACUCAACAAGCAUUCAGGUCCGAGUCUUCAACUGAGCAUCCUAAUAGCCCGGCGACCACGACGACAUCCAUCAAAGCGUUUUUAUGACGUUCUUGCUUGAAAUUUGAUUAAAAUUCAGCGAUUAACUAAGCAGCAGCCGAGGCAACGGGACGAAAAACGAGUAAAAACUAAAAACAAACAACAAACCACCAACCACCAACAGCAAAUAAACCAAAAUACUUUACGGAGGCUAAGCGACUAACCGAACGACUACCGAUCGAAUCGGCUUGGAUCGUAUCGAAUCACUUUCGGAUUGAAUUGGAUUGAAUUGAAUUGUUGAUCACAUUUCAGCCAUGCCGCAUACAGGUCAAGCCGGUGUCAACCAACUAGGAGGAGUCUUUGUGAAUGGCCGUCCUUUGCCGGACUGCGUGCGUCGAAGGAUCGUGGAUUUGGCCCUGUGUGGAGUGAGGCCCUGUGAUAUAUCCCGCCAGCUUCUGGUUUCUCAUGGUUGCGUUUCCAAAAUAUUGACGCGCUUCUAUGAGACGGGCUCCAUUCGACCAGGUUCCAUUGGCGGGAGCAAGACCAAGCAAGUAGCCACGCCCACCGUGGUGAAGAAGAUCAUCCGCUUGAAGGAGGAGAACAGCGGGAUGUUCGCGUGGGAGAUUCGGGAGCAACUCCAGCAGCAGAGGGUCUGCGAUCCCAGUUCGGUGCCCUCGAUAAGCUCCAUCAACCGGAUUCUUCGGAAUAGCGGUUUGUGGACGGAUGAGAUGACCUCCAGUCAGCAGAAUGCGGCAGCUGCGGCGGCGGCGGCGGCAGCAGCUCAUCAAGCGGGCAGCGGUCCAUCGAAUGGAUAUGGCGGCCCCCAAGCUCCUCCCCCGUCGGUUACCCCAGUGGCCCCGCCCACUUCGGCAGCCACGCCCUCCGUGGCGCGGUAUGCAAAACCACCAUCGUUGAUGAUGCCUGCCGCCGGCGAGAUGCCGCUCAAACCCGCUCCCAAAAUGCCGCCCACCAUGGGACCACAUGGCCACAAUCACAAUCCCAAUCACGGCCUGAAUCCCAGUGUUUCUGGCCUGGAUCUGAGUUACUCGGCCCUGCACAAGCACUGGCUGUGGAAUCCCUCCCUGCUCUACUACACCCAGGCGCACAUUCAGGCCCAGGCGGCUGCCUCGGGUGGCCAAUUCCUGCCCUAUGCCGGCGGCUAUUUGCCCCACGCCAUGGCAGCGGCGGCCGCCUCCUCAACAUCGGUUAUGGGUGGCUUCACCAAGUCGGAGAGCUCCAUCGAUCUCUCUACCCCCGGUGCCGCCGGGGAUGCACUCAGCGAUUGCGAUUCGGGCAAAUCCUCGCCAGCGGCCCUCUCACUAACCGCUUCGGGAGGAGGAAAUGGAGGUGGAUCCGCUCCAGAGGCUUCUUCUCCGGGCUCGACGCUCAGUCACAGUCGCAAACGGAAUCCCUACUCCAUCGAGGAGCUGCUCAAGAAGCCGGAGAAGCGAUUGCGACUCGAUAGCAAUCGAUUGGAGUGCCUGGAGUCGAGUUCCUGUGAGAGCAGCCAGGAUAGUCCGGUUCCUCCUGCCCUGGAAGUCCCUGAGGACGAGGAUCCCGCCGAGGGAGAGGAGGAGCGGGAGGAGGAGGAGGAGGACUGCAGCGUGGAGGUGGUCAACUGA
This is a messenger RNA of Drosophila takahashii, 1762 nucleotides long. RefSeq names its product Pox neuro (gene Poxn). Lineage: Eukaryota; Metazoa; Arthropoda; Insecta; Diptera; Drosophilidae. The record is from RefSeq and is a predicted model, not a curated record. Gene Ontology annotation, biological process: anatomical structure development; regulation of transcription by RNA polymerase II. Gene Ontology annotation, molecular function: RNA polymerase II cis-regulatory region sequence-specific DNA binding; DNA-binding transcription factor activity, RNA polymerase II-specific.